Messenger RNA from Penicillium coprophilum, 2568 nucleotides. RefSeq names its product MCM DNA helicase complex subunit MCM3. NCBI's taxonomy places the organism in Eukaryota, Fungi, Ascomycota, Eurotiomycetes, Eurotiales, Aspergillaceae. Gene Ontology annotation, molecular function: single-stranded DNA helicase activity; ATP hydrolysis activity; single-stranded DNA binding. The transcript is spliced from 7 exons. Bases 1 to 2568 code for a protein of 855 amino acids. Gene Ontology annotation, cellular component: MCM complex; nucleus. Gene Ontology annotation, biological process: double-strand break repair via break-induced replication; mitotic DNA replication initiation; DNA replication. The record is from RefSeq and is a predicted model, not a curated record.
AUGGAUGGUUUACAACUACGCGAUGAGGCCGCGCAGGAUCGCGUGCGUGCCGCAACUGAAUUUCUCGACCCAAAUGAUGCACGGGCACGCAGUUAUCGAGCGGAUAUUGUGGUUAUGCUGAACAAGGGCGCGCGACGAUUAGCAGUCAGCAUCGAUGAAAUCAGAGCACACAACCGGGAGCUUGCCGAUGGGCUGCUCUCUUCGCCGUUCGAUUAUACACAAGCCUUCGACGCAGCCUUGAAGGCGGUCGUCAAGACCCUACCCGGCCGACCACUUAAAGAAAGUUCGGAUGAAGCGGUAACUACUACUGCGCUUAUGUCGGUGCAUUCGGAGAAUUCUCCUGCAAACCCCCGCACAUUGGGCUCGCAACAAUUGAACCACAUGGUCUCGCUUGAGGGCAUUGUCACAAAAUGCUCUCUCGUGCGUCCCAAAAUCGUCCAGAGUGUCCACUACGUCGAGAGGAAGGAUCGUUUUGUUGCCAGAAAGUAUCGUGAUCAAACUAUGGGUGCCAGCGGUGCCACCAGUCUGAAUGUUUACCCACAAGAGGACGAAGAGAAGAAUCCGGACAAUUUGCCCCGAAGUGUCGAUGUCAUUUUGGACGACGAUCUCGUCGACAGCGCCAAGCCUGGCGAUAGAAUUCAGCUUGUGGGUAUCUACCGUACCCUCGGUAACGGAGGUAGUGGCUCAUCAACGUUCCGCACUGUCGUCAUGGCAAACAACAUCAUUCAGUUGUCGUCGAAGAGCGGUGGAGGUAUUGCGGAGGCCGUGCUUACGGAUACCGACAUUCGAAACAUCAAUCAGAUUGCCAAGAAGAGAAACGUGUUUGACUUGUUGUCUAAGUCCCUGGCUCCCAGUAUUCACGGACAUGAUUACAUCAAGAAAGCCAUCCUCCUGAUGCUCCUCGGUGGAAUGGAGAAGAACUUGGAUAACGGAACCCAUCUUCGUGGAGAUAUUAACAUCCUUAUGGUUGGUGAUCCGUCGACUGCGAAGUCCCAACUUCUUCGUUUCGUGUUGAAUACGGCCCCACUGGCAAUCGCUACCACCGGUCGAGGUUCGUCUGGUGUCGGUUUGACUGCUGCCGUUACGUCUGAUAAAGAAACCGGCGAACGUCGACUAGAAGCCGGUGCCAUGGUCCUCGGUGACCGUGGUGUGGUGUGUAUUGAUGAAUUCGACAAAAUGAGUGAUGUCGAUCGUGUCGCUAUCCACGAAGUCAUGGAACAACAGACCGUCACAAUCGCCAAAGCUGGUAUCCACACAAGCUUAAACGCUCGCUGCAGUGUUCUUGCAGCAGCCAACCCCAUUUAUGGCCAGUAUGAUCCCCACAAGGACCCGCAUAAGAACAUUGCUCUUCCCGACUCCUUGCUUUCUCGUUUCGAUUUGCUAUUUGUCGUGACCGAUGAUAUUGAGGAUUCCCAUGACCGAAUAAUCUCAGAGCAUGUUUUACGCAUGCACCGCUACCGCCAGCCUGGCACCGAGGAGGGUGCACCCGUUCGGGAGCAGCUCAACCAAACACUAGGCGUGGGAGGCGAAGACCGUCAAGAUGCCAACGCGCCAAGUGAGGUUUUCGAGAAGUUCAACGUCAUGCUCCACGGUGGCAUGGUCGACGCUGCCAAUGCUGGCCGCCGCCGUGGCAAGCAAGUGGAAAUUAUUAGUAUUCCCUUCAUCAAGAAGUAUAUCCAAUACGCUAAGAAGCGAAUCAUGCCCGUCUUGACUAAGGGUGCUGCCGACCACGUCAUCGCCACAUACUCUGCUCUGCGAAACGAUGAGAUCACUGGCAACAAGCGUCGCACAUCGCCAAUCACGCCCCGUACCCUGGAGACGCUGAUUCGGUUGUCUACUGCACAUGCCAAGGCCCGCCUGUCUAACCGAGUAGACGAGAAGGAUGCAAAAAAUGCCGAAGCUAUCUUGCGCUUCGCCAUGUUCAAGGAAGUGGUCGAGGACGAGCGCCGGAAGAGACGCAAGGUGACCACCUUCGACGAUUCCUCUGACGAUGACAGCGAUGCUGAACUCGACGAUAACUCCGAUGAUGACACCACCGUUCGCGGUACAUCAACUGCCACACCGGGUAGACGCACUGGCACAGCACGCACCCGCGGUACUGGUACUGCAACACAGUCUAGUGUUCCAGUCCCAGAUGAGGACGAAGACCCGGACAGUCUUUACACAGCCAGCCCUCGCGCUCAACGCUUGCGUUCGAGCCAGACAGGCCGCACCCAAACACAAACCGACUCUCAGAUGUCGAUGGCAUCUUCGCAGCCAGCCUCCCAGCUCAUCGAGUCUCAGACAGACUCGCAGUCCACUUCCCAAGACGUCCCUAUCACCCCUGCCCGCAUGACAGUCUUCCGACAGACUCUGGGCCCGCUCAUGGGCAAGACCGUGUUCAUAGGCAGUGAUACAAGCAAAGUUGAUGACUUGAUCAAUGCUGUUAAUACUGCCAUCCGGGAAUCGCCCAAACUUGGUGCUUCGCACGUCUUCUCUCGUUCCGAGGCUAUCCAGGCCUUGCGCGUCAUGAACGAUGACAAUAUCCUCAUGUACCUCGAGGACGAAGAAGAUGUGUACCGUGUUUAA